AGACAAACACUCUCUCUUCUCCUCACUCCUUUUCACGCAAAUAACGCACGUUUCUCCCUUCUUUUUCCUUUCUUCUCCUUUGCCUUUCGACUUUCAAACCUACAUUCCCUCUCGAGACUCUGUUCUCCCCCUGUCUUUGUCUCUCUGUUUUGUCUUGCUUGGUCCUGAUACAUUUGUGCGGUGGAUGGUGUGACUAUCUGUGUGCUUGGUUUUGCUGUUUCUCUGGUGGGUUUUUAUUGUCAAUGUGGUAUGGACCAUUUUCAUGAAUGCUGCAAUUGAGAUGUUUAAGGCUGAGGAAGAUUGUCAAGGAUAGUUCGUGGUGCUGUGAACCUGUUCUGAGACAUGGGAAUUUAGUUUAAAAGGUUCUCUUCUUGCAACAUGGGAUUAGGUCCUGAUGCUAUCCAGGUGGGGGCUUGGAAUGUGGGAAAAUUAAACGGAAAGAAGAAGGAUUGCGAAGCUGAGGGGCCAGGGUGCUGGAUUAAGUUAUGGUUUAUUGGAAGCUGUCUAUCUCCAAGGUCCAAAGGGGAUAGUUCCAUAAGUGUCAGUGGCUCUCAAUAUGAAAGUAAAUCUACAAAUGAUACCAGCAGGCACGAACCAGUUCUUCCAGUUGCGUCAACUUCAACCACUAGCACAGCUGAAAGCACCCCAUCCACUCCCAAUGUAGACCAGAGAGCCUUCUUGGGGAGGGGGGUGUUUGGUUGCGUCUUCAGAGGUUGGAUCAAUGAGAACGGAACUGCUCCUGUGAAACCUGGUACAGGAUUGUCUGUUGCUGUCAAAACCCUCAAGCAUGAUGGACUUCAGGGUCAUAAAGAAUGGCUUGCUGAAGUUAAUUACCUUAGUGAUCUUUUGCAUCCUAAUUUGGUCAAGUUGAUUGGCUAUUGCAUUGUGGAUGAUCAAAGGCUCCUUGUCUAUGCCUCGAGGAAGCUUGGAGAAUCACCUAUUUCGAAGACUUUGAGAAAAUUUAUCCCAAAACCCUCCACCUCUACUUGUUUUGAUUUACAAUAUCAGCAGCCUAGGUCUCUUCCUCUGCCCUGGUCCACCAGAAUGAAAUUUGCUCUUGGUGCUGCCAAGGGCCUUGCCUUUCUUCAUGAGGAGGCUGAAAGACCAGUAAUUUAUCGAGAUUUCAAAACAUCUAAUAUCCUUUUGGAUGUGGUGUGUGACUGGAAUGAUGUUAACAAUUUCCUUUUUCUCUUUUCCAUGUAUUAUCCCUUGUCUAAGAGUCAGCCAACACCUUGCCAGGAUUACAAUGCCAAGCUUUCUGAUUUUGGACUGGCCAAAGGUGGUCCAGAGGGAGAUAAGACUCAUGUAUCAACCCGAGUGAUGGGAACCUAUGGUUAUGCUGCCCCUGUGUACGUAAUGACAGGGCAUCUGACAUCUAAGAGUGAUGUCUAUAGCUUUGGAGUGGUUCUUCUUGAGAUGUUGACAGGCCGAAGAUCCAUGGACAAAAACCAACCAAAUGGGGAGCAAAACCUAGUGGAAUGGGCUCAGCCGUAUCUUGGAGAGAAACGAAGGUUUUACUGACUUUUAGAUCCUCGCCUUGAAGGAUGCUUCUCAAUCAAAGGGGCACAGAAAGCAAUUCAAUUGGCUGCCCACUGUCUUGGCUGUGAUCCUAAAGCCAGACCUUUGAUGAGCGAAGUUGUUGAAGAACUAAAGCCUCCGACAAAUCUCAAGGACAUGACUUGUUCAUCAUCGCACUUCCAGGGCAUGCAAGCAGAGCGUGUGGGAUCCAUUGCAAAUGCUAGAAUUGGUGGUAGAGUGCAGGGUGGUUUCCCAUCAAGGAAUGUUCGAGCAAGCGGAGCAUAUUUAUGCCAAAUGGGCCACAUGUUUCUUCAUAUCACCAUGACCAGCUUCAUCGGUCACCGAAACCUGAUUUUGGACAAUCUUCAGGUUAAGCCCAUGCCUAUAUCUCUCCCUUGUCUUAUUUCAUUUUAUGUGUUUCUGUAUGGAGAAUGCGUUAGUGGGCUUUGGAAGUUAAUGCUGAUGAGCCUGACAUGUUCCUAUUUGAGUAGAAGGGCGUUAAUGGGCUCUGCACUGGGGAGAAACAUUGAAAGGGUUCUUUUGGGAUCUUAUGAAUGUUUAAAAUAGUUAAUGUCCUUUCUGUAGUGCUUACCUCACAUCUUCUAUGCUAUCAAGGUUGAUGCAAAUUAUGGACUACAGUUUCUGCGGUACAGCACUCCAGCAUGAUGCCAAUCAGGAUCGACUUAAAAAAGACAAAAAAAAAAAAAGAAAAAAAGAAUGUUGCAUUUUUUGAACAAUUUUCCUAUUUGCAUUACAACCAAUUUCUUCUGUUGAGUGCUGAACCUAGUCUCAGUGCAUUCAUAUGUUUCU
This is a messenger RNA of Rubroshorea leprosula, 2328 nucleotides long. The record is from the annotation of a GenBank genome assembly. NCBI's taxonomy places the organism in Eukaryota, Viridiplantae, Streptophyta, Magnoliopsida, Malvales, Dipterocarpaceae.